Molecule: messenger RNA, 708 nt
Organism: Penicillium digitatum Pd1
Lineage: Eukaryota; Fungi; Ascomycota; Eurotiomycetes; Eurotiales; Aspergillaceae
Source: RefSeq, a predicted model, not a curated record
AUGGAUAGUUUCUCAGCGCCCUACACUCAGACCCCCAUCCCUACCCUCAUGGGCCAGUUUGUCCCCGCUCAAGGCACAUCCGGCGCAAACAUGCCAUCUCAAGUAGCGCAGACCUUCUCUCAAAACAUGGCUUCCAUAUCAGCGAACAACCUACUCGGCACACAGCCCAAACCCCCUUCUCAAAUGAACUCACCCCAAACCGGUGCUUCUCCCGCAGUUCCAAACCAGGCACAGGCCCAAGCCCAAGCUCAGGCUCAAUUUGCAGCGCGUGAAAAGGCCCGCGUCACGGCCCUCCUCGAUAUCAACUCAGCCUUGUUGCAAGAGGUGGUGAAUCUACAAGCGGCCGGCAAGGCUGGCCCCGCCUCCAACCCAGAUACAAAUUCACCGUCGUCAGAGCAACUGGAUGCAUCCAAAGCCCACCAGAAGCCAAGCCCUGAAUACAUUGAGUGCAUGCGACGCCUACAAGCCAAUCUAGCCUACCUCGCGACUAUCGCCGAUCGAGCGAAGAAGGCGGGUGGAGUCGUGCCCCAGACGCCAGCGAUCAUGACACCGCCUCCCAACCUUCCCACUGUGAAUGAGCUAUAUGCUAGACUUAACGAGCUCUUCUCGCGAUCUGCAAAGGCCUCUACUUCGCAAAGACCAAGUCCUCCGUCCAUGCAAGGAAAUGGUGGACCUAGCCCUGGCGCUAUGGCCGAGUCGAUUAUCUGA